Molecule: messenger RNA, 1536 nt
Organism: Pyricularia pennisetigena
Lineage: Eukaryota; Fungi; Ascomycota; Sordariomycetes; Magnaporthales; Pyriculariaceae
Exons: 2
Coding region: 1-1536 (511 amino acids)
Biological process (GO): dephosphorylation
Molecular function (GO): phosphatase activity
Source: RefSeq, a predicted model, not a curated record
AUGACAACACUUCAGCCCAGGCCCCCCUACACAGAUGAAGAGCUCCGGAGCCUUUAUCCCCCCGGUUUGGACCUGCAGCUUGUGCAGGUUCUCAUGAGGCACGGCGAGCGCACACCCGUGUCGCCCCGGUUCCAAAAUGCAGGCCUCAAACCCUUCUGGCCCUAUUGCCGGGUUGCCAAGGAGCUGAGAUCCGUCAUCCUCGAGCCGGGCAACACCAACGGCGGCGGCGGCUCCCUCUCAACACUCGAGUGGAGCCGGCGCAUCGAGACGUUUGGGCGCCACGACGAACCUCGCAUCGCCACGGGUCCGCGCGGCGAGCUCGACGCCGUGUGCGACUUGGGCAUGCUCACGGAUGAGGGCAGGGCGACAACGUACGCGCUCGGCCAGCGGCUGAGGAGACUGUACGUAGAGCAGCUGCGGUUCCUGCCCGCGACGGCCGCGGGCGGGGUCGACGAUGUGUACCUGCGCUCGACCCCGAUCCCGCGCGCGCUCGAGUCGCUACAGCAGGCCUUCUCGGCGCUGUACCCGCCAGCCACGAGACUGCCCGCCGCCGACGGGUCGGCCUUUCGCCCGCCCACCAUCAUCACGCGCACGCCCGGCGACGAGACCCUGUACCCCAAUGAAGCCGGCUGCCGGCGCCUGGCUGCGCUGUCGCGGGCCUUUGCCCAGCGAACCGCCGACCGCUGGAAUGACUCUGCGGACAUGGAGUACCUCAACCGGCUGUGGGCCAAGUGGAUGCCUGAGGACAGCCCCCGCGUCGCCGUGGACUCCCGCCCGCGCCUGUCGGGCAUCAUGGACACAGUAAACUCGACGCUGGGCCACGGGCCCGAGACCAGGCUUCCUCGCGAGUUCUACGACAAAAAGGCCAUCGCCAUCACUGAAAAGAUUGGUGUAGAGGAAUGGUUCAGCGGGUAUAAGGAGUCGCGUGAAUACCGUGCUCUGGGCAUCGGCAGUCUCAUGGGUGACUUAGUCGGAAGAAUGGUCGCCAGUGCAGAAGGACCAGCCGCCGAAGGGACCGAACGGCAGAACGAGAGCCGCAAGGAUACUUAUGUCAAGUUUGGCCUCAGCGGCUGUCACGACACUACCCUCGCCGGGAUCCUAGCCAGCCUAGGUGCCUUUGAGACGGAAAAAUGGCCCCCAUACACCAGCCACGUGGCCAUUGAAAUGUUCCGCGAUCCUACUAGGUCAGCAGCCGCAGCUGUUUUGCCUACAAAUAAAGGGUGGUGGAGUGCACUUAGCUCCAAGGUCGGCAAGGCAUCCAGGGGAAUUGGGCGAAAGACUAUGGACGAGCUAUCUCCAAGUGAAACAGAGAGGCUUCAUGGUUACUACGUACGCGUACGAUACAAUGAUGAACCCGUGACCAUUCCUGGUUGCAGAAUCCCUGGAAAUCACCUCGAUGGCAACGAGAGCUUCUGUACUCUGAGAGCGUUCAAGUCCAUAGUAGACAAGUUCACUCCGCGGAACUGGAAGGAGGACUGCCGCCGGAGUACCAGUGAUCCUGUGUUUCCCGCCAAACCAGAACCCGCAGGCUUUUGA